AUGAACGGCGCAAGAUUAUCGAGCAGUCCUCGAUGCACGAGGUGGGAGCAGCCAUCACCAUCAAGCCCAACGCCUCGCGGGUGCUGCAAUCAUUGGAUUUUUGUCCCGGAACGGUCGGGCAUGGUCGCCAUACGCAAGACCAGCCUGAUCGACGGAACGAACAUGGAAGUCUUGGUCCCUAACUACUACAAGGACUGCGAGUACAACUGGGGCAUUUCCAUGCACGCCGUCCACAGGGUCGACCUCCACACCCAGCUGAGGCAGGUUGCCACGGAGAAGGAGGGCCCCGGGCGUCCCUGCGACGUCCAAGUGCGGUCGAAAGUUGUUGAAUAUGACGCCGAGAAUGGAAAGGUCACGACCGAGAGUGGUGAAGUCCUGCAGGCUGAGCUCAUUGUUGCCGCGGAUGGAGUGCACUCGACAGCCGUGAAGCACGUCCUGGGCGACGAGGUUGUCCAGGUCGGGGACACGGGCUGGGCGUGCAUGCGGUGGCUGGUGCCGACAGAGGAUUUGAUCUCGGAUUCGGAGACCGCACACAUGAUCCACAACUCGGCCACGAGGUAUUUCACAGCGGCCGGAGGAGCUGCUGGUUUGGUGUGGUAUCCGUGCCGAAAGUGCGUCUUCUUCGCCCUUUACAACCGAUUGUCUAGCACCCUGCUGACUGGUACUUUUCUCACUCCUAGUGACGAGGUGCAGAACUUUCUGUAUCUCUCACAUUUCCGAGCGAUAGUGGAGCCAAGCAUGCCGCUCGAACAUGCCAAGAAGCACUUUGCCCCGGCUCUGCACCCUGUGAUCAAAAAAGGGGGGAAACUGGUUGCGAGGGGUCCAAUUCCAAAGUGGCACAAGGAACGACUCGUCCUGGUCGGCGACGCUGCCCAUCCCAUGCUGACCUUCCAGGGCCAAGGAGGCGGGCAAGCGAUCGAGGAUGGCGCUGCCCUCGGUAUCCUGCUUGACCAGCUCGAGGACAGAGGCGCUAUGGAGAGCCGGCUACAGCUGUUCGAGAAGGUCAGGCGCAAUAGGGGGUCGGCGCUGCAGAUUCUUUCCAACGUCAACCCUCCUGUACCGCAGAGCGUUCGUGACAUUGCGGCGGAGUAUCUUCCUGGUAAAAGGCUCGACUCUGCCGACGAUGUCAACGAGUACAUGUUUUCGUUUGAUGUGAUUGCGGAGUCAAAGGAUAUGUAUCUGAGGACAUUUGACAUUGGCCGACAAUGA
Messenger RNA from Diaporthe citri, 1209 nucleotides. RefSeq lists its product as uncharacterized. The record is from RefSeq and is a predicted model, not a curated record. Gene Ontology annotation, molecular function: FAD binding; monooxygenase activity. NCBI's taxonomy places the organism in Eukaryota, Fungi, Ascomycota, Sordariomycetes, Diaporthales, Diaporthaceae. The coding region runs from base 1 to 1209 and encodes 402 amino acids. The transcript has 5 exons.